This is a messenger RNA of Echinococcus granulosus, 1962 nucleotides long. Its product is annotated as Cytoplasmic dynein 1 intermediate chain. Gene Ontology annotation, molecular function: dynein heavy chain binding; dynein light chain binding. The coding region runs from base 1 to 1962 and encodes 653 amino acids. Gene Ontology annotation, cellular component: cytoplasmic dynein complex. NCBI's taxonomy places the organism in Eukaryota, Metazoa, Platyhelminthes, Cestoda, Cyclophyllidea, Taeniidae. The record is from RefSeq and is a predicted model, not a curated record. Gene Ontology annotation, biological process: transport along microtubule. The transcript is spliced from 10 exons.
AUGCCGAAUUUGAGCAGAAAAGAAGAGCUUGAAUUAAAAAAGGUGAAGCUUGCAGCGCUAAGAGAAGAAAGACUGCAUCGAGAAUCGCUCAGAAAAAAGGGUGCACUCUCUGCGGAUAUCCUCCCUAUUCCUGCUGUAAAAGGUGUAGAUGCUGAGAAAAUUUUAAGCGACCUUGGUAUUGGAGCUGAUGGAAAACGGGUUUUUGCCCUGAAAGAUUCUAAUGUUUUCAAAUCACAAAGUUCUCCUGCGUUAGAUUCAAAGUCUGUAUCACGAAAACAUCCCAGGCUUGUUGCUUCUGGACUAAAUGAGUGUUCAUUUGAACCGGUUAAUGAGGAGAGGUAUUCGAAGGAGACUCAAACGACAAAUGAAAUCCCUUGUGAAACUCCGUCUAUUACCACCGAUACUUGGCCGGAAACACCAUCGUUGGUGACUGGGCCUACCUCUAGAGCACAAGUCAGUUUAGAAUGGGACGAUGAACUCCUAGCUGUGGAUGGAGAUGACCCAUUAAUUGAUGUAGAGGUUUCACCUAUUCCGAAUCACAUCGACGCCGAUAAACAUGUUCGAGCACAAGACACUACUACUCCAUCACGAACCCAAGGGAAGGAAAUGACAGACGAGGACAAGAAAAAUAUACAGUUGUCAGAAGAAUUCCAGAAUUUUUUUUUGCGUGCCUCCACAAUAGUUGAAGGUGCUUUGGAAGAGGACGAACGUGACAUCUUUUUUGACUACAGUGGCGCUGAUAAGGAAGAAAAGCUAGCUAAAGCACAGCAAAUGCUGACCGAGGACUGUAUCUUCUUCGACGAAUUCUGGACGUCUAACCGUGUGGUGACAGCUCUUGACUGGUCUCCCAACCAUCCGGAAAUUAUUCUAACUGCCUAUUCCGCGAUUCAGAAAGAGGAACCGGCCCUAACUCCUGUGAAUCUCUAUGCCGCAGCAGCAACCGCUGACGGUGUCUGUGUGCUGUGGAAUCUGAAGUCAAAAAAAUCUGAGUCAGCAUCAGAGUCGGUAUUCACAUGUCAAGCAUCGGUCACCACUGCUAUCUUCUCCGAUUUCCAUCCAAACCUUAUUAUCGCCGGCACAUACGUGGGGCAGAUUGUGAUUUGGGAUACUAGAGUGAAUCGGAAAACACCAAUCCAACGGACCGGACUGGGCGGGAACUCGGCUCAUUGCGAGCCAAUUAGGUCGAUUGUUGUGACGGGUGACCAGAAUGCUAACAACCUCGUCAGCGUUAGCGCUGAUGGUAGGCUGUGUGGUUGGAGCCUGGAUAUGCUCGCGAAACCGUUUCAGACCAUGGAACUUGUCUACAAGCAGGCGAAGACUGUGGCACCUACGUCAGUGGCUUUCGUGCGAGAUUUUGAUGACAGUUUUUUGAUUGGUACACAGGAUGGAUUCAUCUAUGCUGGCUGCCGGUCUGGAAGUGAUCCAGGUGUCAAUAUGCAGUUCGAGGGUCAUCAUCAUGCUCCAGUGACAGCUAUAGCAGUGCCUAGUGCAGGUGAUCCCUUGAACGAUGCCAACAUCUAUCUCACCACCUCCAUGGAUUGCACGGCUAAGGUGUGGUCAAGAAUGGAAAGCCAUCCGUUGGUAUCGUUUGCGGAUCGAAACGAUUACCUCCUCCACUGCGACUGGUCGCCUUCACAUCCUGCUCUCUUUGCUACGGUUGCUAUGAGUGGUCACCUGGACAUUUGGAACUUGAAUAUGAACAGUGAGGUUCCAACCGCAUCCACAGUGUUGAGUAAUGACGCAGCACCAAAUUGCUGCAAAUUCGAGAGGAAAGGUACCCACAUUGUCGUCGGUGAUGAUUACGGUCGAAUUCGCGUCUUCGCCAUCAAUGAUAAAAUCGCAUCUCCUCGCACGGACGAAUGGACGGUCUUUGAGAAGCAUAUCCAGCAGCUCACAGAGACAGCGAGGCAAGAUGAGAAAACCGACUCAAUGAUGCAUGAUUUUGAUUUUUCAGAUCUUUAA